UCUGUCAAUAACAUGUGACAAUAGGCUUCUCCGAGCUAGUUAGUGGUGGUUAGCGAGUGACUUCAGAUUUACUAUGCGGAUAAAUAAAACAUUUCAUCUUGUUGUCUUAUUCUACCAUUUGCAGUAGCAUUGGACUCAGCAACCUAGGCUCCAACCAUGACUACCUGGUCGGAUAAAAUUCUCCAGUUGCUUCGCCGAAUGAAUAAUUUUUAUUUGCCAGACUCCAGCCGCACCACUUGCUUUCGGUUUGAAUUGGGGGGAGAGCAAGUUGGGUGGGUGCCUUCAAAUGUAGCUUCCAUUUUGAGUAAAUUUCCAGAGAUAUUCAGUCCACCACGCUGCGGCGCUAUUACUCUUCGCGAAAGUUUCGACUCCUAUGAGAAGAGGUCAGAGGCUGUAGAUGACGUUCUUCAGUCAAUCAGGAGAGAAGGGUGUCUGACAGUCUUGAAGGGAUGGAGAGAUGAGAAAUAUGAUGUAAUGCCCAGAUUCUGUGAUACUCCACUAAUGUGUAUGGAGAGAUCAGCCACAAGCCUCUUUGGUGUGAAACGGUAUGGUGUCCACAUUAAUGGGUACUGUCGGGAUGAAAAUGGGGAACUCAGGAUGUGGUUGGGACGACGAUCAAAGACCAAGCAGACCUACCCUGGAAAACUGGACAACCUGGCUGCUGGUGGUCUAGCAGCAGGUAUCAGUGUAAAAGACACCCUGAUCAAGGAAUGUGAGGAGGAGGCCUGCAUCCCAGCAGACAUAGCAGAGACUGCACACCCUGUGAGCACAGUGAGCUAUACUUAUGAGGAUAAGGAGGGGGUGUUUCCAGAAAGCCAGUUUGUGUUUGACUUGGAACUCCCUCGUGAGUUCAAGCCUCGUAUAGGGGAUGGGGAGGUGCAAGAUUUCUACCUCUACUCUAUGGACGAGGUGAAAGAAGUGCUGGUUAGUGACGACUUUAAGCCCAACUGUGCUAUGGUGGUCCUGGACUUCCUCAUCAGACACUCCUACAUACAACCUGACACAGGUGUAUGCUUGAAGGAGAGUGCACUUUGGCCACAGCAUUAACAAGACUGUACUGAACCAGUUUGCACCACUGUCUGCUGGGAACACUUGUCACAACCAGGAAUUAAACUCCUGGACGCAGUGGUACUGGAAAUCUGUGACUUAGAACACUGUGCGACUUGGGAGCUCUGCUGAUGCUUAAAGUUAACUUUUAACAUCUAAUUUUGACAAGUAGAUCCCCUUGGUAUGAAUCAUGAAAUCAUUGCUUUUGAUAAUGUCUUUACUGUAUAACACGGUAUAUCAAAGUUGGUAGACUACCCGAAAACCAUCAAAGCACCAUCAAGUGAAAUUGUCUUAGAGAAUCCUGUACAUCUUCCUGGACCUUUAUCUUUAGAAAAAGUAGUUGAGUAAAAGUUAUCAGGAGCAAAAACUAUGAACACUGGUUCUCGGUCAAUUCUUUGAACAGAGCCAAGAACAGCAGUAUAUUCAAGACAUGUCAUUUUUUUCAGAACCCUAUUACCAGGAGUUUGUUGCCGGGCUACAUCAGACUUUGUAAAUACUGGAGUGAAGACGAUGAAAUGGUUACGUGGUGAGGGACGUUCAGGGGAUACACUGCUUUUUAGGAUUCUUGAUCUGUUCUGUCCAUGUAAAAUAUUGUAAUCUUUUGUCACUAUUGUAAUCUUUUGUCACUCUGUAAAUAAAAAAACUCCAUGCACAUCUUUUUGUUGAGCGCAAUAAAACCAUAAGACACAA
This is a messenger RNA of Esox lucius (northern pike), 1737 nucleotides long. It is a transcript of the gene tpk2, whose product is annotated as thiamin pyrophosphokinase 2. The transcript has 8 exons. The record is from RefSeq and is a predicted model, not a curated record. Bases 157 to 1047 code for a protein of 296 amino acids. Lineage: Eukaryota; Metazoa; Chordata; Actinopteri; Esociformes; Esocidae. Gene Ontology annotation, molecular function: 8-oxo-dGDP phosphatase activity.